Osmerus eperlanus (European smelt) is the source of this 919-nucleotide messenger RNA. RefSeq names its product small nuclear ribonucleoprotein polypeptide B2 (gene snrpb2). Bases 110 to 769 code for a protein of 219 amino acids. The transcript has 7 exons. The record is from RefSeq and is a predicted model, not a curated record. Gene Ontology annotation, molecular function: U1 snRNA binding. Gene Ontology annotation, biological process: mRNA splicing, via spliceosome. NCBI's taxonomy places the organism in Eukaryota, Metazoa, Chordata, Actinopteri, Osmeriformes, Osmeridae. Gene Ontology annotation, cellular component: U1 snRNP.
GAUGGUGGCACUACAUUCCAGCUAUGUCUAUCCACAAUAGGACGCAGUCACAUUCACUUCCUGUGUUCAGAAGCGCGUUGAGUGAACAGGAGCUGUUUUUGAUCUAAACAUGGAUAUUAGACCCAACCACACCAUUUACAUCAACAAUGUAAAUGAUAAAAUUAAGAAAGAUGAACUGAAGCGCUCACUCUAUGCCCUAUUCUCCCAGUUUGGGCAAAUUGUGGACAUUGUUGCUAUGAAAACAAUAAAGAUGCGAGGACAGGCGUUUGUUGUUUUUAAAGAGCUUGCUGCGUCUACAAAUGCACUCAGGCAACUUCAGGGUUUCCCUUUCUACAAUAAGCCCAUGCGCAUACAGUAUGCCAAAACAGACUCAGAGGUCAUCUCCAAAAUGAGAGGCACUUACAGCGACAAAGAGAAGAAAAAGGAGAAGAAAAAGAAGGCUCAAGAGCAAGUUGCCAACGUAACAAAGAAGCCAGCACUGGGAUCUAAUACACAGCCUAACACACAAGUAACCACACAGGUUCCAGACAAUCCACCCAACUACAUUUUAUUCCUCAACAACCUGCCUGAAGAAACAAAUGAAAUGAUGCUGUCUAUGUUGUUUAAUCAGUUCCCUGGUUUUAAAGAGGUACGACUUGUUCCUGGCAAACACGACAUCUCCUUUGUUGAAUUUGAAAGCGAAGCUCAGGCAGGCGUUGCCAAGGAUGCAUUACAAGGCUUCAGAAUUACAGCCACUUGCGCCAUGAAGAUAACUUAUUCUAAGAAGUAGUCCCCAAUGCUAGACGGGGGAAGUAAAGUUGUAGUCUUGUAUUGGAAUUGAAUUUUGUACUUUUUUUUAUUUUUGAUUGUACGGUCUACUUUUGAUUGUCAUCUUUUAUUUAGUAAGACAGAGCAAUAAAAUUACUUUGUGUAACUGUCA